Molecule: messenger RNA, 3599 nt
Organism: Spirodela intermedia
Lineage: Eukaryota; Viridiplantae; Streptophyta; Magnoliopsida; Alismatales; Araceae
Source: the annotation of a GenBank genome assembly
AUGAAAGUGCAGCAACUAAAUAAAUGAAAUUUUUAAUUAUUAAAAAAAUGAGCAACUUGAAAUAGGGCAGGAAAAGUUGGGCUACCAGAUUCUCCCAUUUCCAUUCACCACCCUGAGAAACUGGCACAAUAUGGUCAAUAGUCAAGUCCUCGUGCGAAGCACAGUACCUGUUGUAAGAAAAAAAAAAAACUAGCAUAACCCUUCUAAUGUGAACAUGUGAAGCCCAAUCGAUGACAAUGUUCUUGCUUAGAUGAAAAUAUCCUAAAUAACUAAAAAUAAUUAAAUCGAGCAAAUUUAUAGUAAGAACAACAUAGACGCUCAAUUAUGCAGGAAUAUGCUAUAACAAUAAUAUAAUAAAAUACAAAUUUAGAUGGAGAAAAGUUGAUUUCUUCUUGAGCCAAAUUAAAUCCUAGACAGGCGUACGUCAGAAUAUGGGAAAUUAGCAUUAAUAUCAGAUAUGGCAUCAUCAUCAUCGUAGAGUCACUCUACACGUCAUAGGGCUAUAAAACUCAUCACGACUAAGGCCAUGAAUGUGAACAUUAAGACGACAAUCUUGGAACGCAUUAGGUUUUCCAAGAGCUGCCAAUCUAUUGGUAUCUUCUUAUAAUUCAUCGCAUGUUAGAGUAUUGCUAUUUUAUAUCUCGAGUUCCUCAGCUGAAGGGGAGAUUUGAUUAUAGAUUCCAAUUUCUCCCACGAAAAGGGCAUAAAACUAGGGAGUAAUGACACAUUUAGGGCCUAUGGUUUGAGGUUUCGGAUCUGGAGACGGGCAUAUAAACAUGACCAGUCAGUAUGAGUAAGAGCUUACUGGCAAGUGUAUGAAUCUCGAUGGAGCACAGCUUUACGGCUGAGGCUGUUUCUGCGCCUUCGCCUCUUAACAACAUGUAGCAAAUGGGGCACCUGAAAGCAGUGGAGAUAUCCCAUUAAUAUGGGGAAAAUAAACUCUGGUAAUCCCAUCAUGUGAAUAUUCGGCAGGAAAGAUGAUUAAAUGAGCUAGAGUUAGUAAUCUUCAGGAUCGUUGGCUCACCCUCAGAACUGCUGGGAUGUAGAAGGAACCUCGGGGUGAUGACACUGUUCGAUCAUAGUAUUCUAGAACAUCAGCCUGGGAAAUGAUGCCAAGAAGAGAGUCAUGCAAAACCCCAAGCUUUAUUUCACCGUCAACCAUAUGACUGUCUAAUUAAACAUAAUUAGCCGGAAAAUGUUGCAAUGGGGUCUUCUAACCAAAUAUAAGCAAAAAAGAUAGAAUGAAAAUGGCCCCCCACCUUCUCCAUGAAUUCCAAACAAAUAGCUCGCCGCCAACAAAUCACAUUGAUAGGCCUGAAAAGAUUUUCCAAAAGUGGAAUCAAAACACACCAUUCAUGCUGGAGGGGGACAGAGAUUAAACCUCAGAGAGAUUGAGAAGUUCCAUUGUCAAACAAGCUACUGCCCAAAAUCUGUUCCACAAUAUUACAAUCUGUAUAUUACAUGGAUGAUGCAAUUCAAGUAUUUCAUCUUCACAAGAACACAGGAGACUAGCCCGAUUUAUGCUGCUCGCAUUCAGCAUAGGGUGUGGGACAGCAAUCAAGAACAAAGAUAGAAGGUCGAGAUGGGGGAGAGUCGUCAUCAACUUUGGCUACAGCCCCCUAAUCUCGCCUCCCUUGUUUUUAUCUGGGUUCCCGUAGGGGUGAAGAUCUCAUCUAUUUCAUGGCAACCCUCGCAGGCAUUGACUGAAUUAUUGCGACUUCCAGAAGGUAAAUAAUCCACCCCGUCAAAAAUCAAGAGCACUUAUGUUUAAAGCGAGCUCUGGGCAAUGCAAGAGAUGUUUACCACAACGUUGUAGAUAAGAUCAUGAUAUCCACACGAAGCAAUCAAAACCCCUCUGACGAGCCUAGAUGUUUAGACAGAAGUAGCUGUUUGGAUAUGCUCUAGAUUGAGAACGUGAGCUCACCAGGUUCUCGUAAUACGAUUUGUGUAAUCUAGGAACAUUGUACAGAGGGAUUUAGCUUAUUUUAUGGGAGCUCUUCAUUGAUUUAAUUGAACACUCCAUCUGAAUUUAAUAAAUAUCCAGAAAAUAAGCAAUUCAUGAUGAUCCAUUGCUCGAAUGGCAAUGAUCGGAUGUAGCAAUCGAAGAACUACACGAAUCGGUGAGCACGAGACAAGUAACCUGUAAGAGAUGUCCAAGACCAGGCCUCUGAAGCAGGAGAGUUCAUCCCUCUCAUACUCCUCAUGGUGAUCAUCGUGGCCAACGGCAUCCUUCGAGCCCUGCUCCUCACUGAAGGCGCUCCUGUUCCUGUCCAAGGAAGAGACCCCGGCGUACAACCUCCCCAGCCUCUUCUCACAGCCAUCGCCCCUUCCGUCAUGGAGCGCAAAAGCAAGCGGGUUCCUGGGAGCCCAAACCCCACCGCCAACGCCAAUUGCCCGCUGGAGCGCGUGGUCUCCGGGAUCGCAGUCCCUGCGCCCGCCGAUGUGCAGCCUGAAGCACCCAUUGGCUGCGAAUUUCGCCAUGAGAGGCCCCCUUCACUUCCUCCGGUUCUCCCAGAAAGCCCUCCCUUCACUCUCUCUCUCUCUCUCCCCACCUGCCCCUUCCCCCUGAACUGCUGGCUGGCCGAAGAAGCAACCCACGGCAGCUCCUUCGUCUCCGGGGUCAACAGGGACCCGGAGAGAUCCUGUGCGCCACAUGUUCCCUGCAGUGGCCUGCACCAGAAAUAUCUCCCCUUUCCAACCGAUUUCUCCUCGGCGGGGGCGAAGGAAGGGAGAGACCGCAUUUGAAUACCCUAAUGGGCCAUUAUUAGGCCUUAUAUUGGGCUGGGACGGAAAUAAUCUGGCACAGUCUUCGAGGCCAAUCAUGUUGCCUUCAGACUGAGCCCAGCUGUCUGCAACUUUUUGAGAAAAUGGUACCCGCCAUCUGCUCGAUGGAAUUCCUCAAAGAGGUUAUUACAUAGGGAAUAGAACGGCGGCAGCUGCGUUAGGCGACGCCGCCGUUGACAUGGACCACCUGUCCGUUGACCCACUCCCCGCUGGCGGAAGCGAGGAAACCCACCACGUUGGCGAUGUCAUGUGGCCUCCCGAUUCGACCCAUAGGGCACUCCGCCGCCACCCGCGCCACCUCCGCCUCGUUCUGCCUCACCGCGUAGAACAUGUCCGUUUCGGUGGGCCCCGGCGCCACGCAAUUGGCGGUGAUGCCCGUGCCGGCGAGCUCCUUCGCCAGCACAGUCACCAUCGCCUCCACCGCCGCUUUGGACCCGGCGUACGCCGCAAACCCGGGCUUCCGCUGCGCCACCAUCGAGGAGCUGACGGCGAUUAUCCGCCCGCCGCCUCCACGUGGCAGGCGGUUCGCCGCCUCCCGGCAGCAGAGGAAGGCCCCCCGGGUGUUGACCCUGAACAUGUGGUCAAAAGAGUCCUCAGUGGUGGCGGCGAGGGACGGGUAGCUGGAGACGAGAACGCCGGCACAGCAGACGAGGAUGUGGGCUUCGCUGCCGAAGGCCUCUUCGGCACGGUCAAAGAGGGCCUUGACGGCGGCGGGGUCGGACACGUCGGCUUGGACGGCGACGGCGCGGGGGUCGGCGGAGGACGCGUUGAGGGUGGCGGUGAGGGAGUGGGCGGCGCCGGAGCUCGAGGUGUAG